Messenger RNA from Poeciliopsis prolifica (blackstripe livebearer), 1661 nucleotides. RefSeq lists its product as uncharacterized. The transcript is spliced from 2 exons. The record is from RefSeq and is a predicted model, not a curated record. Lineage: Eukaryota; Metazoa; Chordata; Actinopteri; Cyprinodontiformes; Poeciliidae. Bases 468 to 1217 code for a protein of 249 amino acids. Gene Ontology annotation, molecular function: nucleic acid binding.
AUUGUAAUUCUCCCCAAACAAUAAAUGGCUUUAAGCAGGAAAGUAAGGAUACAAUCUUAAAGGUAACUUUGACGUUGAUUUGCAGACUAAGUAAUUGUCCUUUCUCAUCUUUUUCUGUGCAGAUUGACUGUGAUGCCGCAGCAAAGCUGAAAAAUCACGGCGAUGGAUUUGCUGUUUUAAACUUCUACUAAAUCAACAAACUGUCCAAGAGGAAAAAAGGCCUUCUGUUUAAGACUGUUCCUUCUUAAAGUGAAAGAAGCUCGAAAAUGUCAGAUUUGGAUGAUAUCAUUAGGCUUUACUUCAGACUCUCUUUAAAUAACAAAGAAAUCCUUCAAAUUUUAGCGCACAGUCAUCAUACUAUAUUAAGUAAUCGUACUCUAAAAAGAAUUUGCAGAAGACUUGGGCUGUUUCGAAGAAAGAAUUAGUCCGACCUUGAAGAAGUGCUAGCCUUUGUCCAACAACAAAUAAUGACUAAUGGACAAAUGCAAGGUUAUCAGUGGCUACAUCUUCGUGCGAUUCAACAUGGAUUUGUGGUGUCACAAGACACUGUGAGACAAUUAAUCAAAUUGUUUGACCCAGAAGGUGUGGAACUGAGACGAGCACGACGGUUGAGAAGACGUCAGUACAAUUGCAGAGGACCAAAUGCGCUCUGGCAUAUGGAUGGCUACGAUAAACUAAAACCUUAUGGCAUUGCUAUCAGUGGCUGUAUAGAUGGUUUUAGCCGACAUGUUUUAUGGAUGGAGGCUUAUACCACGAACAAUGACCCAAAACUGAUUGCAAGUUAUUUUUUGAAAACCGUUUCAUGUGUCAAAGGAUGUCCUGAGAGGAUACGUGCCGACAGAGGCACAGAAAACAUUUGUGUUGAACAAAUGCAGAUAUUUCUGAGGCGAAACCACACAGACAGUUUUGCAGGGGACAAAAGUUUCCUUUACAGAAGAAGUACAUCCAACCAGCGCAUUGAAGGAUGGUGGUCCACCCUCCGUAAACAGAGCGCACAGUUUUGGAUGAACUUAUUUCAAACCUUUCUGGAUGAUGGUCACUUCACAGGAGAUUUUUUGGAUAAAAGCCUUAUCCAAUUCUGCUUUCUUAAUCUUAUUCAGGAUGACCUUGAUGAUGAUGUGAACACAUGGAACUCACAAAAUUCGGGCAAGUGGGGGUGCAGUAUCGGGCCGACCUGUGGUGAUGUACUCAUUUCCAGAGCUGCACAGGGGCUCUGAUGGAGGAUUUUUCCAGUGGCCCUAAUCCUCUUCCGUAGAGUUUCAGCCUGCAGCUUCAGUGUUGUUCUGAACAGACUGACGCCUCCCGGCCCUAAUAAGCGAACAGGAUCAGACACCCAGACUCAAACAACAAACACUUCUUGUUUCCAGGAAUCAGAGCACCGAACAAACAACACCCUUCAUAAAUAUCAAGUUGCAUUCAUAUAUUUACUCAGCACACAACAUGAGGUCAGAGGUCAGAUAAAACAAACUGUGAGCUCAAAAAAUGUCAAAUAAAAGGGCACAGUUCAAUCCCACAUAGCAAAUAUUUAAUCUUAUCAACAUGUUUUGGUGGAUUUUGAGUAAUAUGUCUGAAAUUGAGCCAGAGUGGCAACUUGGUAGAGAAUCUGUGGAGGGAGAUGAAGAUUAGGGUGAUGGAACAGAGGCCUUCCAACCUCUGAGCUC